GGAAAGAGGCCAGGUAGGAGGCCGGGCGGCGCGCGCCGCAGCGGGCUAGUCGCGGACGAAUCCCAUCUGAGGCGGACCUCUUCCCUUUCCCUCCGCGCUUCAGCGCGCUUUCCCGCUCCCGGAGAUGCUGGCCGCGUCGCCAGCGGCCCUGCUGGCGGCCGUGGGCGCGCUGGCGUGGCUGGGUCCGCCGGAGGGCGGUUCGCCGAUGGUGGCCUCUGCGCAGGCCGUGUGGACGGCGUGGCUGAACGUGACCUGCAGGCGGCCCGGCAGCAACGACACCGGGCAGACGACGGUGGGCGAGAGCGGCGUCUUUGGCCAGGACUCGCCGCGGCACCGGACGGCCGGGCAGCUGGUGGCGCCGGAUGGGCGCGACGGCCUCGACGCCUGCAGCCCCCUCACCAACUUCAGCCUGGCGCCCGCCUCCGAGCCCUGGCUCGCCCUCAUCCAGCGCGGCGGCGGCUGCACCUUCGCCGAGAAGAUCCGCCUGGCCCGCCACCACGGAGCCGUCGCCGCCGUCAUCUUCAACUACCCCGGCGGGACGGGCAACGACGUGCAGCCCAUGACCCACCCUGGCACGGAUGACACCGUUGCUAUUAUGAUCAGCAACUUUAAAGGCAGAGAAAUCCUUCGUAAGAUGAGCGAUGGCUAUCAAGUGACCAUGAUUAUUGAAGUGGGGAAAAAGCAUGGAUCGUGGAUGAACAGCUAUUCCAUUUUCUUUGUUUCUGUGUCCUUCUUCAUUGUAACAGCAGCCACAGUGGGAUACUUCAUAUUUUAUUCUGCCCGAAGGCUUAGACUUGCAAGGGCUCAGAACAGGAGACAGAGACAGCUGAAAGCAGAUGCAAAAAAAGCUAUUGGACGGCUUCAGCUACGAACACUGAAACAAGGAGACAAGGAAACUGGUCCCGAUGGAGAUAACUGUGCAGUGUGUAUUGAGGUAUACAAACCAAAUGAUGUCGUACGAAUUUUGACUUGCAACCAUCUUUUCCACAAAAGUUGUAUCGACCCAUGGCUGCUGGAACACAGGACCUGUCCCAUGUGUAAAUGUGACAUACUCAAAGCUCUCGGAAUUGAGGUGGACAUAGAAGACAGAGUGGAGUCUUUCCCACCUACGUUGCCCAGGGAAGCCUCUCACAUCUCUUCUGUUAACGAAGAAGAUAAUCAUAGUGAGACCGCAUCAUCUGGGUAUGCUUCCGUACAGGGAACAGAUGAGCCAGUUCUUGAGGAACCCGCUCCUUCUGAGAGUGACAGUAGCCAUCUUGUGAACAACACAUCCCAGCCUCCAUCUGUAGAUGUGCUUCCACACCUUGACAAUCCAGGUUUUGAGGCAGAUGAAGUGCAAGCACGUGAUGCAAAGUCCUAAAUGGCUGUUGCAAUAAAAUGGAUAGCUGCUUGUCAUACCAGCAUCGAGCCAUGUCAACUCUGAUAAAGCUAAUGUAGCAGCAAUGUUGCCUUGUUGAUACUGAGUUAAAAUACAUGAUUUAAGAUUGCGGUUAUGUGGAGUGAUCUGCCCACUAAGUUUAACUUUACUUGUUCUUCUAGUUUUAGUAAUCUUCACAUAUAGGUCUUUCUUUCAGCAAAACCAAGAAAGAUCUUUAACACCAGCCAUCUGAGCACAGCCACUUUUUCUGUGGUGGAACUUCAUUUAGCCUACAGAAUAUGAAAUGUGUGUUUUCUUUUAAAAGUCUCCUUGUUUUAACUUAACUGUGUUAAUUUACUUUUUGGAGGGUUUGGUUU
This is a messenger RNA of Sphaerodactylus townsendi, 1734 nucleotides long. It is a transcript of the gene RNF128, whose product is annotated as ring finger protein 128. The transcript has 7 exons. The record is from RefSeq and is a predicted model, not a curated record. Bases 125 to 1360 code for a protein of 411 amino acids. NCBI's taxonomy places the organism in Eukaryota, Metazoa, Chordata, Lepidosauria, Squamata, Sphaerodactylidae.